UUAACAUUAAAUUCGUGGUGUUUACGUGUACAGAGCAUACUGCCUUUAGCAACACAACACUGGAACAAAUAAAAAGUGGCUUUCACUUCACCAGAUCUACUGUAUCCAAGGUAAAAUGAUUGUAAAACAAUUAAUAUUCGGGCUGAGCAUCUUAGCUUUUGGAUCUUGCGAUACAGGUCCAGGUAACCCUUCUGAUGAUUCCUGCGUUUUGUGCAAUCAUGCAUUCUUUCCAAAGGGGGAAUGGAAUGGCGAAUGCACAGAGGAGGUCCCUUGUCCAGAGAUAAUGAAUAAUGCAGGGGAUACUGCAGAGAAGAAAGAUGUGUUGUUUAAGAGGCCAUACUUCAUUGUAGAUGUACCAUUCGAAGAUAACACGCGCACGUAUCGUUAUGUAGCAUUUGAAGCAUCAGUACUCGACUCUGUCGAUGCUCCCCCUAAAGGAGAGGGACGUUCCGUUGCAAAUUGCCAAUUUUGUAUGCUAGACAUACGUAAAGGCAACUGGGUUACUACUGAUUGCAAGUUUAUUACGUGUCCAGCACAGCUGUCCGACAGUGUUGCGUUCAAACUGGAUGAUGAUGGUGCAGCAGACAGAGUAGAAAGUUUUUGCCGUGUUGACAAAGAGGGUCAAUCUAAUCAUUAUACAUGUUACUGGGUUCCUAACAUUGAAACUCUGGUUAGUAACCUGAUCGCGGGUAGUUAAAAUAGUUAACCGCAAUAGUUGCAUCUGUAUGUAUAGUUUUGAUUUUUGUUCACCCAUGACUAUCAACACUUGGGAAUAAAGAAUACUAUAAAGAAUAAA
Saccoglossus kowalevskii is the source of this 796-nucleotide messenger RNA. RefSeq lists its product as uncharacterized. Lineage: Eukaryota; Metazoa; Hemichordata; Enteropneusta; Harrimaniidae. The record is from RefSeq and is a predicted model, not a curated record.